Molecule: messenger RNA, 1566 nt
Organism: Ogataea parapolymorpha DL-1
Lineage: Eukaryota; Fungi; Ascomycota; Pichiomycetes; Pichiales; Pichiaceae
Product: Peroxisomal membrane protein PEX23
Exons: 1
Coding region: 1-1566 (521 amino acids)
Biological process (GO): peroxisome organization
Cellular component (GO): peroxisomal membrane
Source: RefSeq, a predicted model, not a curated record
AUGCCUACGGAUCCGAACUCAAACCCUGUUUCAAAAGCAGGUCUGACACCUUCUAGCAUUAACAGCAACAUUUCAGAAGUACAACCAACAACAGGCCUGAAUACAAUCAAUGCUGCCGCAGGCGUCAAAGUGAAGGAGACUGAGAACUUGAGAGCAAACUUCACUGCCAAGUCCAGCUUACCAGCAGGCUCCGAGAUCACCUGCACCCCCCAGUCUUCCCCGUUAUUGUCAUCCACGCCUCCCACAGUUAGCAAGAGCCUGAUCAAGGCCUAUCCAUAUUUGAUUGCUCUCAACAAGAUCUUGGGGGUCCUCACAUGGACCGAUGAUACUUCCUACAUAUCCGUUCUCUUAGUGACGACUGCGACGCUAUUUAUUUUAUACUUCGAGAACUUCGUGAUUUAUCUUGGACAUCUAUCAAUUGUUGGUCUCAUAUUCCUUUAUUCGAUUUUCCGUUCUUAUGUCGAGAAGGAGCAAAAGAAGAGUCCUACGUUGGACGAUGUGGUGCAUUGUUUAACGACCGUCAGCGUUCGUGCGGACAUGCUACUUUUCCCCGUGAGUUCCCUAAAUCUCACUUCGGCAGACCUGCGCAGGCUCCUGUUCACAUCCAUUUUUCUUUCCCCGGGCUACAUCUUGGUCUGCUACCUCCUCUUUCCACCGAAGACGCUUUUGCUCAUACUUGUGAUUUUUUUCCUAACAUAUCACUCCUCGUGGUCAAGGGUUACACGAAAAUUGCUUUGGCGUUCGUCCAUAGUGAGAGCGUUUUGUUUCUAUAACACAGGCUUGAUUUUCGAGUCCGGAAACAACGAAAAAAGCUCGCUUUUCAAGACGGCCAUGAACAAAACCAACAAGAAGCUAAAAGAGGUCACUAGGAAGGCUGGAGGUAAACACAGCGGUCCGGUGAGGUUUACAUAUGUCCUAUAUGAGAACCAGAGACGGUGGCUAGGAGUUGGAUGGACUCCAAAUCUGCUCAGCUACGAAAGAACUCCGUGGACUGACGAGUUCCUCAACGAAGCUGAGUCACCAGACAACUUUGAGCUUCCACAACUAAACGACGACUCGGGCAUGUACUGGAGAUGGAUCGACAAGACUUGGAGACUGGACCUCACCAACGAUGGAGCUUUGCAGUUGCCGUCUUCCAAAUACAAAACUACAGCUGAUCCUAAGCCGGACGAGGGGUUCAUCUAUUACGACAACACAUGGAAGAAUCCGUCCACCGAAGAUUCGUUCAGCAAGUAUACGCGACGCAGAAGAUGGAUUCGCACAGCAGAGCUGGUUUCUCCAGGCGACGACAGCUCUACGGACAGUGCCUCUUUGCCGCAUUCGGCUUCCGAAACUGUGGGGCUGACUCUUCCAAAAUCGACCUCGAUUUCUGACGUGCAGAGUGUCAAUGCAAGUGGCAAUAUCACCACGAGCGCAGAGACUGCUCCGGAUUCCGCAGGAACAGCAAAGAAACGUAAGAGUCUACGAUUCGAUGCUACUUCGACGGUGUACGAGGAAGGGGUGUCUGAUUUGAAAAACGUUAAGGAAACUCUUGAAGGCGGUGCCACAGACAAGAAGGAAGAAUGA